UGAAUAGAGGGAGUCGAGCAAAUUUAUUGGUAUUUAGUGUGUAGAGAACUGUACUCACACAAUGAUCAUUUGUCUUUAGCUAAAUAACGCGCGUGUGCAAACAGUCUCGGGGAUUCCCCUGCAUCGACGUUGGGGAGAUCGGGCGGUGUGGUAAGGCAGCGUUGAACACCAAGUUGUCUGGACCAGCGAUCGACGAGGCGACGUUAUAUUUGACAUCAUGACGUCUCAAGUCGAUCAGACGUUAUCUUCAGGAACCUUUCUGUCUAAUUCUACUGCUCAGAAUGUAGGCGAAGAUUUGAAGGCUCUCAUGGAACACGCGUCUGUAGUAGAACGUGGCAUAAUUGCUUUAACAGCAAGAGCAGAUGCUUUAAAGCAGAAGUUAUCAUCUGCAAAGGCAUUAGAUGAACAACAGUUCUUUGCAUCAAGACUUGAACAAGUUGAACGUGAACUGUUACAAGCAAACGAAGCAUUAAGGAGGAAAAAAGCUGACCUGUCUGAAGCUCAGAAAGAGAUCAGAAGCAAGGACACCACAUGCAGCACAUUGGCCGGUGAAGUGGAGAGACUGACUGCACAUCUCAGACAAAUGUCGCAGAUUUAUGGCUUUGAAUUGCCAGAUGACACUGAGGAAGAAUCAAUGUCAUUACUACAUGGACAUGAUAGCCAAACGGCUGCUAGGCAGGAAAAUGCUGUACUGCAUGUUGAGAUGACAUCUGAUCAGCAGCAAAGAUCUGAAAUUGAAAAUGUUUCAUGUCAGAGGCCAUCCACUGGUCAAGGCAUCUGUCACUCUGAUACUGCUAGAUCGUCUGCUACGACAUCACUGUUAUCAGAGUCAUCAGAAUGGUCAUCUGGUACAUCAUCGGUGUCGAGCUCUCUUCCUUCUACAUCCAUCGAGUCUACUCAGAGUAGUAGGAAUCCACCUGCUUCAGGAUUGAGAGAUCCAACAGCUCCGGUUGAGUCAUUUAACCACAUCACAAAGCAGCAGCUGAUAGACAGAAUGUUGAAACUUCAAGAUGAUUUGAGAAAGGUGGCUGUGAUUAACAGGAAAUGGAAACAGGAUUAUGAUCACAUGAAGAGUAUCAUGCAGAAAGAAAACGACAGACUUGCUGGCAUAAUUGCACAAAGGGAGUUUGAAAGAAAGCAGAACAAAGUGUCACAGACUGCUGCUGCUGUUUCACAGGAAACUAUUGACAAAUUGUCCCAAGAAAGAAGUACCGCACAAAGGCAAGCAGAGCAUGCAGAGACAGAAGCAAACAAGUUACGAAGGGAUUUAAAAGAAUGUCAGCACCAGCUGGAUGAACUACUUAAUCAGCGAGUGCAAGAAGGGCAGGCUGUCGAAGUCUUGAAGCAACAGCUACGUGGUGCUUUGAGUGAAUUGGAGGAUCAUCAAACUCGAAUGGGCAACCAAAGAAGAGAAAAUGAUGAGCUCAAGCAGCAGGUACAAUUUCUCCAAGAAAAAGUGGUUGCUAUCAAAGCAAGGGUCCAAGAUGCAAUGGCUGAUCCUGAGCCCAGAAUUACAGGGGACCAUCCAGUUGUUCCACCAAGAGACAAGAUUCCAAAGAAACCCCAAACUCUAAGGAUAGAACCAAAGGGAAAGAACGCGGUAUUGGGCCCUCCUGAAAUGUUCAAGCAAUCCAGUAAGAGUGGAAACCAUGACAAACUUCGACGAAAAGUGAACGAACAGUGCAACACAGCAACAGUCAGAAAGCAUCAGGACGAAUGAUGCGACGUUUUGAGGGAAAUGUGGGUCAAAUUGAGUUUAAUUGUGGCAGACGAAAACAUCAUGGUAGUGACAGCUGAUCUAGGAUGAUAUUGCUAGCUGUAUCUACCUCUGAGUGUCCUAUUUCUGAUUGCGACAUUUGCAUUAGACUUAAAUCAUUGUGCAAUUAGUUAUCUGUAGAUCACAAAUUGCAUUGUAUUCUUUCUUCAAUGAGUGUAUUUGUAUCAUUACUAUGGUAUUUGUGUCAUUACUAUGGUAAACCUUACUCUUUAAGAAUUAAAGAGUGUGCA
This is a messenger RNA of Corticium candelabrum, 2007 nucleotides long. Its product is annotated as fas-binding factor 1 homolog. NCBI's taxonomy places the organism in Eukaryota, Metazoa, Porifera, Homoscleromorpha, Homosclerophorida, Plakinidae. The transcript is spliced from 9 exons. Bases 218 to 1720 code for a protein of 500 amino acids. The record is from RefSeq and is a predicted model, not a curated record.